Molecule: messenger RNA, 2348 nt
Organism: Anoplopoma fimbria (sablefish)
Lineage: Eukaryota; Metazoa; Chordata; Actinopteri; Perciformes; Anoplopomatidae
Gene: gata3
Product: GATA binding protein 3
Exons: 6
Coding region: 478-1728 (416 amino acids)
Biological process (GO): immune system development; regulation of epithelial cell differentiation; embryonic organ development
Cellular component (GO): nucleus
Molecular function (GO): RNA polymerase II cis-regulatory region sequence-specific DNA binding; DNA-binding transcription factor activity, RNA polymerase II-specific; zinc ion binding
Source: RefSeq, a predicted model, not a curated record
GAGAGGAGUGGAGUUAAUGGAGAGGCUACAACUGCGCACAAACACAGAUUUGAUCAGUGACUUUACCUCUCUGGUGCCGGUCAGUGUGUCGUGAAGCAGCAGAGACGCACAACACCACCCUCCACCCUCCUCCACCUCCACCUCCACCUCCACGACUGGUUGAACCGGAGCUGAAACUCUGAAAUUUUGUUUUGUUUUGUUUUUCGUAAGAGGAAGAAGUUGAGGAGCUGUGUGUGGGGACCGGAUUCCAUUUUGGACGUAUUUUAUAUGACAGAACACCUUUUUUGUUACAUUUGCAAUGUGGGGUGAUCGGAAACACGCGCGGAACCUGUGGAUUUAACAAAACAACAAAAAAAAAAAAAAAAGAAAGAAAAAGAAGACACACACAGGGAUUUGGGACUGGUUCUUUAUUAUCGUGGGUUGCUUCACAUCUCCUAAAGAGAGAAACAAGAAGAAGAAGAAGAAAAAGAAAAAGCCAUGGAAGUAAGUGCGGACCAGCCCCGAUGGAUGAGCCAUCACCCGGCGGUGCUGAACGACCAGCAUCCCGGCUCACACCACCCGGGCCUCGGCCACUCGUACAUGGACCCUUCCCAGUAUCAGCUCUCGGACGAUGUGGAUGUACUGUUUAAUAUCGACGCGCAGGGGAACCACGUCUCCCCGUACUAUGGGAACUCUGUCCGGGCCGUCCAGAGGUACCCUCCUCCUCCACACAGUAGCCAGGUGUGCCGUCCGUCGUUACUGCACGGCUCCCUGCCCUGGCUGGAGGGCAGCAAAGGCAUCGCCCCUCACCACAGCACUUCUCCCUGGAACCUGAGUCCCUUCCCCAAGAACCCCCUGCACCACGGCUCCCCGACCAGCCUGUCCGUGUACCCUCCGGCCUCCUCCUCCUCCCUGUCCGCCGGCCACUCCAGUCCACACCUCUUCACGUUUCCCCCGACCCCGCCGAAAGACGUGUCCCCGGACCCGGGCAUCUCCACCCCGGGGACCAGCUCCGGGAGGCAGGAGGAUAAAGAGUGCAUAAAGUACCAGGUGACCCUGGCCGAGAGUAUGAAACUGGAGUCGGCUCACAGCCGGAGUGUGGCAUCAAUCGGAGGAGGGUCAUCCUCUGCCCACCACCACCACCCCAUCGCCACAUACCCAUCCUAUGUCCCCGAAUACGGCCCAGGCCUCUUCCCACCAAGUAGCCUGAUAGGUGGGUCAUCUUCUAGUUAUGGUUCCAAAACAAGACCAAAAGCAAGGUCCUGUUCAGAAGGUAGAGAGUGUGUGAACUGCGGGGCCACGUCGACUCCGCUGUGGAGGCGGGACGGUACGGGUCACUAUCUGUGUAACGCCUGCGGACUCUAUCACAAGAUGAACGGGCAGAACCGCCCUCUCAUCAAACCCAAGCGGCGGCUGUCUGCGGCCAGACGGGCAGGUACCUCGUGCGCAAAUUGCCAGACGACAACGACGACGCUGUGGCGGAGAAACGCCAACGGGGACCCGGUGUGUAACGCCUGCGGCCUGUACUACAAACUGCACAAUAUCAACCGACCUCUGACCAUGAAGAAGGAAGGCAUCCAGACCAGGAACAGGAAGAUGUCCAGCAAGUCCAAGAAGAGCAAAAAGUCCCAGGACGGCAUGGACGACUUCUCCAAGAGCCUGAUGGACAAGAGCAGCUCCUUCAGCCCGGCCGCCCUCUCCCGCCACAUGUCCUCCUUCCCCCCUUCUCGCACUCCGGCCACAUGCUGAGCACCCCGACACCCAUGCACCCCUCCUUCGCCCCCCACCACCCUUCCAGUAUGGUCACAGCCAUGGGUUAAGGCCCCUGAACCCUCGGGCCUCGCCGCUACCACCACCACCACCACCACCACCACCACCACCCACUCGGUACCUCUGCUCCCAUAUCCUAAAAGACAAAUAAACUGCUCCUCCACCCGACCCAACCCCUUUACACCACCCCCCCCCACCUUUCCACCAAGCUGCGGCGUGAGAUCAACAGGCUUUCGGCUCCUUUUGUCCUCAGUUGUAUCUUAUUUUUAUAAAAUCAAAGUGUACCUCUGCGAUGUGAAUGCUCUGCAGACUUGACCGUGGCGCACCGGCCUCCACACGGGGGGAAGAUUUUCUCCCCAAGCCGCCGCCGCCGCCGCCAUCGCCGCCACCACCACAUUGAGGCUGCCCUCCCAGCUGAUCCACACGAUAAGGAGCUCCAUUUGUGUACAAAAAGCCAUUUUUUUUUUUCUCCCACACACACGAACAUCACAAGAACAUUGAAAAAAAACUUUUACAACGAGCUCUCCCUAAAUGUCCAAACCCCGCCUCUCUUCACUUUGCACCUGUGUAACAGGAAACCCCCCCCCCCCACCCACCCA